UGUUAAAUACAUCAUCCACAAAUCGUUUCGCCACUCUUUGAUUCCAUUAUGAUUAUCCUGAAUUAACGAGAAGUAUGAUCAUCAAUACGAAGCUUACAUAUCUAGAAUUGAUGUUUUACGGAACACUUGAUAAUAUAUCGGUUUAUUCUCUAAUUCCUGUCCUUCGUGUAUGUAGUACAUUGGGACAAUUCAAUGUUAUAAUCAAAAGUCAUACGAUGUCACAGGAUAAUAAUGUCAAAUAAGGCUAUUUAAAUGAAUAACAUCAUAAAUUAUUUUCUUAUAUAAUUGAUUUGAGAACAAAUAAAAUCAAUCACUUUAUUAAAGAAUGAAAUAUAAAACAAUGUGUUUAUUUUUUUUCUUCAGUAUUCCAAAUCUUCUAUCUAUAAAUGAAGAUGAUUUACCCACAAUAUCAUCAUUAAAAAUACUUGAUCUGCAAAUAUUGACACAAUUUGAUAUUCAUUCACUUGAUCAUAUUCUUAAUUGUAUGCCUAAUCUUCAAGACUUUAGUUUUACAUUUAUCAUUGGACAUCUUGAUACACUAUUUAUUGAUGACUUGCUCGAUGGAAAUAACUGA
Messenger RNA from Rotaria sordida, 574 nucleotides. Lineage: Eukaryota; Metazoa; Rotifera; Eurotatoria; Philodinida; Philodinidae. The record is from the annotation of a GenBank genome assembly.